Thalassophryne amazonica is the source of this 3496-nucleotide messenger RNA. Its product is annotated as E3 ubiquitin-protein ligase UHRF2-like. Gene Ontology annotation, biological process: negative regulation of gene expression via chromosomal CpG island methylation; protein ubiquitination. The record is from RefSeq and is a predicted model, not a curated record. The transcript has 16 exons. NCBI's taxonomy places the organism in Eukaryota, Metazoa, Chordata, Actinopteri, Batrachoidiformes, Batrachoididae. The coding region runs from base 1 to 2769 and encodes 922 amino acids. Gene Ontology annotation, molecular function: protein binding; ubiquitin protein ligase activity.
AUGUGGAUCCAGGUUCGUACGAUAGACGGGAAGGAGACGCGAUCCGUGGAGGAUCUUUCUAGACUGACCAAAAUUGAGUCUUUACGCUUGAAAAUACAGGAUAUCUUCAAUGUAAGCCCACAGCAACAACGGCUGUUCUACCGAGGGAAGCAGAUGGAAGAUGGCCAGACACUGUUUGACUACAACGUGGGCCUAAAUGACAUUGUCCAGCUGCUGAUUCGUUCUCAGACUGACGCUCCUGACAGCCCCGCCAACAAGAACUCUUCAGGAGUUGGCUGUAGUUCAGCUCCUCCCUCUGACUCCAGGACUGAAAAUCAGAGGACCACAGAUUCUGUUGCCCCUCCUGCAACAGAAAGCCCAACCAACAGAGACAAUGACAUCAACAUCACUACCAGCACUAUUAAAGAAUCCAAGCCAGACACCAGCACUUCCAGUAACUCCACCAGUACCAAAAAUGGGUUUAAGCCACCCAGUCCAGCACAGGACUUCCAGCCGUCCACAUCCAGCCGGAAUGCACUAGUCGACCCUGGAAUUGGCGUGUACAAGAUUAAUGAGCUGGUGGACUGCAGAGAUGUGAGCAUCGGUGCUUGGUUUGAGGCCUGUAUCGAAAAAGUGACACGCGCUCCCAAGGGACAGAUAACCCCCACCAAGGGCAAGGUGGGCCGGCCCCCGAAAAGGACUAAUGGAAAACUGGAGGCUGAGCAGGGACAGACCACAGACAGUAACAGGAUUAAUUUUGUGUUAAACUCUGAGAGUAAUGGCGCCUCCACCUCUCAAACAGACUCUGCAACAGCUAUGGGAGAGACCAAGGAGAGAGAAGAGGAUGUAAUUUAUCAUAUUAAAUAUGAAGACUACCCAGAGAACGGCGUGGUGGAGAUCCGACCAGUGGACGUGCGGCCGCGUGCCAGGACCCUGCUGCGGUGGGACCAGCUGCAGGUUGGCAUGCUAGUGAUGGUCAACUACAACCUGGAGAUACCAGAAGAAAGGGGCUUCUGGUUCGAUGCAGAGAUUCAGUCCCUCAACCAAGCCUCCCGGACCAACAAGGAGCUGCGAGUCAAGAUUCUCUUGGGGGGUCCUGGAGACGUGUUUGGUGAUUGUAAGGUUCAGUUCCUGGAUGAAAUCUAUCAGGUGGAGAAACCAGGAGCCCGUGCGCUCUCAGCUGCCGAUGGACAGUUUAAACGGAAGAGCGGACCAGAGUGUAAGCACUGCAAGGCUGAUCCAGACUCAGAAUGUCGCUUCUGCUCAUGCUGUGUAUGUGGCGGGAAGCAGGACGCUCACAUGCAGCUGCUGUGUGACGAGUGUAAUAUGGCGUUCCACAUCUACUGCCUCAACCCGCCACUGGGCACAAUCCCGGAUGACGAGGACUGGUAUUGUCCAACCUGUAAGAAUGACACCAGCGAGGUGGUUAAGGCCGGAGAGAAGCUCAAGGCCAGCAAGAAGAAAGCCAAGAUGCCUUCAGCAACAACUGAGAGUCAAAGGGACUGGGGAAAGGGUAUGGCCUGUGUGGGGCGCACUAAGGAGUGCACGAUUGUUCCUUCAAACCACUAUGGGCCAAUACCUGGUGUUCCUGUGGGAGCCACGUGGAAAUUCAGAGUGCAGGUGAGCGAGGCAGGUGUUCAUCGGCCGCAUGUCGGCGGUAUCCACGGGCGCAGUAACGAUGGCGCUUACUCGCUCGUUCUGGCAGGGGGCUUUGAGGAUGAAGUGGACCGGGGAGAUGAGUUCACCUACACGGGCAGCGGGGGUCGUGACCUCUCGGGAAACAAGCGGAUUGGAGAGCAUUCUUUUGACCAGACCCUGACACACAUGAACAGGGCUUUGGCGUCAAACUGUGACGCGCCACUGAAUGACAAGGAUGGAGCAGAGUCCAGGAACUGGCGGGCUGGGAAGCCAGUGAGAGUGGUGCGCAGUUCCAAAGGACGCCGAAUCAGCAAAUAUGCUCCAGAGGAGGGCAACCGUUAUGACGGUAUAUAUAAGGUGGUGAAGUACUGGCCAGAGAUUGGAAAGUGUGGCUACCUGGUGUGGCGGUACCUGCUAAGACGGGAUGAUCAGGAACCAGCACCGUGGACCCCAGAAGGCCAGGAGAGGAUCCAGAAACUGGGCCUUGUUGUUCAGUACCCACCAGGCUACUUGUCAGCUAUGGCUAACAAAACGAAGAAGGAGGCCAGCGCCAGGACCGGUCGCUCCGGCCGAGGUAGGCGUCACUCUGGGAGAGGCAGACCGCGAAAACACCGCCCAGUGAAGGAGAAAGAGGAGAAUGAAAAUGAUGUCGAGGAGGAGGAGGAAGAGGAGGAGGAGGAGAACGACUGGCCGAUGAGCAAUGUGGAUGUAGAGGAGCCACAAAGUAACGGAGAGCAGAAGACAAACAGGGAUAGUGAACUGGCCCCAAUAGAAGAGCCGCCCCCUAAACGAGUGAAGAUCGAGGAGACCUUCCAGUUAUCAGAACAGCAGCAGCAGUUGAUUCAAGAGGACACAGCUAACAAGAAACUAUGGGAUGAAGCCAUGGAACACCUUAAAGAGGGCCCGAAUUUCCUACGUAAGAUGGAGCAGAUCUUCAUGUGCGUGUGCUGCCAGGAGUUGGCCUUCCAGCCCAUCACCACCGUCUGCUCACAUAACGUUUGUAAGACCUGUCUCCAGCGGUCGUUCCGAGCAAAAGUGUACACCUGCCCCGCCUGCCGUCACGACCUUGGCAAGGACUACAUCAUGACCCAAAACAAGACGCUUCAGCUGCUGCUUGACCAGUUCUUUCCCGGCUACAGCAAAGGCCGAUGAGGUCCCAAAAAACAAACAAACAAAAAACCCCAACAAAAACAAAAUGUUCGUUAUUAGAAUGCCUAAACGCACACGUACGCAUCCAUUUUGUGCACCUACAUUUACUGUUGAGUACUUAAAAGCUCCACUUUAAAACGGCAUUGCACACAUUGCUGUACUUACCCACAGGAAAAUGCGCACUGCAUAAACAGCCAUUAAUGUGUACAAUCAUUCAUACACAAACCGACCUCAGCUUUUUGAACUUGGACCGUCUCCAUUAACAUCACCAGCCUGACUUUCAACAAAGAACUUUUAAAGCGCCCCACCUUCUCCGCUUGCAUCACCACACACAAAGUGAGCCCUAGCUGUCCUAGCCCUAGCUGAGCACUAGCUGUCUCUAGAUAUGCUGGUUUUUUGGGGUUUUUUUUUUCCUCCCCACGCUCACUGUGUUGCCUGCUGGUCCCAUAAACUAAAUCCAACUUCCGACUCCACCUGACGAUGUCGUAAAGUCAACCAUGCAACUAUUAGGUACCUGCCAACCUGUAUACAUUUUUGUGUACUAUCUACACAGUUUUACACCAAAAUCCUCGACUUAGUACUUUGUACGUGUACAUCUAUCUAUUCUGCUGAUACAAAAGGUGCUAGGCUAAUCCGUUGACACUAGCUAGUCUAGUGUAAAAGACGCACAACAUUCAGUUUGAUUUGGCUAAUUUUAUGUAAAAUUAACCUACAGAAAAUUGAAGCACAC